UCAUCGUGGCAUGCCUAGACAUGUUCUCUCACUAAAUACAAUAGAAAGUCUGGCUUGCGGGGAUUUAUGAAAAGUGUUUGGCAACCAUUUGGCUGCUUCACUUAGAAAUCAAACACCGAUCUGUGUACGUCGGAGAAAACGCUUCCUCCAGAAAAUGCCUCUGGCUAAAGACUUUCUAAAUCCGACUCUGGACUUUGAGAGAAGGCAACAUAAGAAGAAGAGACUGGUGCAGAGUCCAAACUCUUACUUUAUGGAUGUGAAAUGCCCAGGUUGCUAUAAAAUCACAACAGUGUUCAGCCAUGCUCAGACAGUAGUGUUGUGUGUUGGCUGUUCCACAGUGCUCUGCCAGCCCACAGGAGGAAAGGCUAGGCUAACCGAGGGUUGUUCUUUCAGAAGAAAGCACUGAUGAGAAUAAUUAAUUUGGAUCUUUUGAAUAAAAAGUACCUUAUCUUUUCA
Tachysurus vachellii is the source of this 456-nucleotide messenger RNA. RefSeq names its product ribosomal protein S27 like (gene rps27l). Gene Ontology annotation, biological process: translation; ribosomal small subunit assembly. The record is from RefSeq and is a predicted model, not a curated record. Gene Ontology annotation, molecular function: RNA binding; structural constituent of ribosome. Lineage: Eukaryota; Metazoa; Chordata; Actinopteri; Siluriformes; Bagridae. The transcript has 4 exons. The coding region runs from base 155 to 406 and encodes 83 amino acids. Gene Ontology annotation, cellular component: ribosome; cytosolic small ribosomal subunit.